Messenger RNA from Zootoca vivipara (common lizard), 3253 nucleotides. RefSeq names its product cytochrome P450 4B1. The record is from RefSeq and is a predicted model, not a curated record. Gene Ontology annotation, molecular function: monooxygenase activity; oxidoreductase activity, acting on paired donors, with incorporation or reduction of molecular oxygen; iron ion binding. NCBI's taxonomy places the organism in Eukaryota, Metazoa, Chordata, Lepidosauria, Squamata, Lacertidae.
UUUUCCACUUGACAAUUAUUUUGAGCUUUGCCUAUGUGGCCCUGAAAGCUGUUCAGCUGUAUCGGAAAAAACAGUACCUGGUCAAAGUUCUCAGAUGUUUUCCAGGACCUCCAGCGCACUGGCUAUAUGGCCAUAUCAAAAUGGUAAGGUGGUUGUGCAGGCGGUAUGUAUGUGGCAGAGCGAGGGGGGUAGAGAAAGUGUCUUUAUGUAUUUACUAAGCUUUAUGCUAAGAAAGUAAUGGAUCAAUGCCCACAUUCUUCUGUGUUAUGUAAACAUAAGUGAGAAAUGUGCUUUUCGCUUGCUUUUUCUACUAAUACAGAUUUAGGAGAAGGUCUUCACCCUUUCAAAUGUAAGGAAAAGUCUGCUUGCACUUUUAAAAGUGCUGUGUAAUGUUUGUCCACAUUUGCAAGAAGUAAAUAUUUUUGUGUGCUUUGGGACUCCCUCUUUAUUGACACUAGGCAGGCACCCUCACCACAGUGGUUUGGACACUGACUGAACACGUCUUUAUUUCAGCAAGCACCUCAAAGUGCAAGUAGAUAAAUAGGUACCGCUACAGUGGGAAGGUAAAUGGCGUUUCCGUGUGCUGCUCUGGUUCGCCAGAAGCGGCUUAGUCAUGCUGGCCACAUGACCCAGAAGCUGUACGCCGGCUCCCUCGGCCAAUAAAGUGAGAUGAGCGCCGCAACCCCAGAGUCGUCCGCAACUGGACCUAAUGGUCAGGGGUCCCUUUACCUUUAAUCUCUGAGUCUCAGUACUCUCUGUUUUUUAUUUGUCCAAACUUAAAUCUGGUUCUCCACAUUUCUGCAGUAACUUGCAAAUUAUGAUUUAAAAAAUAUAUAUAUUCAUGAAAAUGAUUUAGCAUUUUACCGCAAAUGUCUCAUAAGAAACACAUUUUCAAUGCACUUUUAACUAAUACACAUUUUUGAAAACAUUUUCCCCCUAUACAGUACUGUGUAUCUUUGUACAUUAUUUUCACAUACGUUUAUUUAUUUUUAUGCACACCUUUACCUAAUAUAUACAUUUUUUCUAAACUUUGUUUGCUUGGAGAACUGCAUCACAAAAUUCAAAGUAAAUGUGAAUUUCACACGACGGUUGUGUUUUGAUUCUCAUAUUGUUUUGGAACAUGGAAAUUUUGCAUAUCUACCUUUAAAUGUGAACUGAAUCAGCAUCCCUACUCAGGAGUUCAGUUUACAUUCCAAGCUAGAGAAGAGCUUUUGGGGGACAUUGUGCUCAGUUCAGAACAUCGCUGAACAUUAUGAAUGGAACUAAGUCAUAUUCCAAGGUAAAUAAUUGCAAACUGCAGCAACACACUAGAGAUCAGCUAUAGCAGAUCUGCCAGCCAUUAUGCUAAGCUAAGUUGCAAGGGGUGCUUCAUGCCAUUACUUCCUCAUAUCUUGUUUGUUUCACACUUUUUGAAAUGCAAGGAAGCAACAUAUGAUGGAAUUUCCCAUCACGUUUGUACUAAAAGCUUUCAGCCAUUGCCAGAUACAGGGCUGAACUGCAAACAUUUAAUCCAACAUUCAGAAACCAAAGAAUCUACUCAGCCAGUAGAAACAAACAUUUCUUCUUGAGAGCACUUUGAAGGAAAAUAAUAGAGAACCUCAUAUAAUCUGUGCUGAACACGAAGAGCAGCAUAAACAGCAUGUUAUGUGCUCAUGACUUAAGGACUUUAAGAUGAUAUGAUUAUUCCACACCCAUCCUACAUUCUAGAAGUAUAACAUUAACUUGGCCUUGACUGAUACCUGCUGAAUAUUUUCUUAUCAUUAGGUACUUGUGGUCGGGGGACAAAGUGCCAAUUUGGAAUGCCAUUCCAUUAUGAAAAAAAUGAGAAGGAUUUUGAGUGCAAAAUUGUACAGCUGUGACUCACGUGUUAUGGAACUCUCAAGCUUUUCAAUUCAGGGAUGAAACCGGAAGAAGAAUUCCUGAACAUAGCUGCAUGGACAGAAAAGUACCCACACUGCCAUCCACUUUGGUAUGGAAAUUUCUUGGCUUUCCUGGCCCUCAACCACCCUGAAUAUGCAAAGGCAGUGUACAGCAGAGGUGAUCCUAAAGCUCUUAUAACAUACGACUUCCUAAUUCCAUGGAUUGGAAGAGGGCUUCUAAUCCUGAAUGGGCCAAAGUGGCAGCAGCACCGGAAACUGCUGACUCCCGGAUUCCAUUACAAUAUUCUGAAGCCUUAUGUGACUCUUAUGGCAGAAUCAGUCCAAGAUAUGCUGGAUAUAUGGGGGAAGCUGGUACCAAAGAAUGGCACAGCAUCAGUGGAGAUGUUUGAACAUGUCAGUCUGAUGACUCUCAAUACUAUUAUGAAAUGUGCCUUCAGCUACCAGAAAAAUGCUGAAACGGAAAAAGACAAUUCCUACAUUCAAACUGUAUUUGAUCUCAGCUCCCUGUUUUAUCAGAGACUGAAAACACCUUGGCAUCACAAUGAGCUCAUUUACCGGUUGAGCUCCAAAGGGUGUCGGUUUUACAAAGCAUGCAAAAUUGCCCACCAUCACACAGAGAAGGUAAUAAGAGAGAGGAAGGAUUCCCUCAAGAAUGAGAAAGAGCUUGAAAAGAUUCUGAAGAAGAGGCAUUUGGACUUCCUGGAUAUUCUUCUUUGUGCAAAGGAUGAAAAUGGAAAUCCAUUGUCGGAUGAAGACAUACGUGCAGAAGUGGACACAUUCAUGUUUGAAGGUCAUGAUACCACAGCUAGUGGAAUCUCUUGGCUCUUUUAUUGUAUGGCCCAGAACCCUGAGCAUCAGCAGAGAUGCAGAGAGGAGAUCAUGGAGCUUCUUGGGCAACAGGAGGAUAUUCAAUGGGACGACUUGGGAAAGAUGACGUACAGCACCAUGUGCAUUAAGGAGAGCCUUCGGCUUUAUCCUCCAGUACCUCUCAUAGCACGAGAACUGAAUUCACCUGUGACCUUUGCUGAUGGACGAAGCUUACCAAAAGGCUUUCUAACUGCAUUGGAUGUUUAUGGUCUUCACAGAAAUCCUGAGGUUUGGGACAAUCCUGAGGAAUUUAAUCCUCUAAGAUUCUCCACAGAGAAUUCAAAGAAUCGCCACCCAUAUGCUUUCUUGCCUUUUGCUGCAGGGCCAAGGAACUGCAUUGGACAACAGUUUGCCAUGAAUGAAAUGAAGGUUGCUCUUGCCCUGACACUCCAGUGCUUUGAGCUUUUGCCUGAUCCUGCCAACCUCCCGAUUCCCAUGCCGCAAGUUGUCACCCGAUCCAUGAAUGGGAUCUAUCUGAAGCUGAAGGCUCUCCACUGAUGCUUGCU